Perca flavescens (yellow perch) is the source of this 2660-nucleotide messenger RNA. RefSeq names its product gap junction protein delta 4 (gene gjd4). Gene Ontology annotation, biological process: cell-cell signaling. Gene Ontology annotation, cellular component: connexin complex. The record is from RefSeq and is a predicted model, not a curated record. Lineage: Eukaryota; Metazoa; Chordata; Actinopteri; Perciformes; Percidae. Gene Ontology annotation, molecular function: gap junction channel activity.
GUGAAGCAAGCAUGGCGGGAUCUCUGAGUGCCUCUGAGGUCAUCUUCAUCUCUGUCGGUCACAGCAUCACUUUGAUGGGAAAGAUGUGGCUCAUCCUGAUGAUUUUCCUGCGGGUCCUGAUCCUCCUCUUUGCUGGUUAUCCUCUCUAUCAGGACGAGCAGGAGCGAUUUGUGUGUAACACUAUUCAGCCCGGCUGCGCCAACGUGUGCUAUGAUCUAUUUUCUCCCAUCUCUCUCUUCCGCUUCUGGCUGGUGCAGCUCAUUAUCUUGUGUCUCCCCUACAUCAUCUUUAUCAUUUACGUGGUCCAUAAGGUCUCGAAUGACCUCACUCCUCGCCGUUGUUUAAGACCAACCAGGAGCCGUUCAGCAAGGCAUCCGUAACCAAGACCUCUGGUGACUGAGCGAGGAUGGGUCCGGUGCUUCACGGGGGCCUACAUCCUCCAUCUGAUGUUCAGAACACUGCUGGAGGCAGGGUUUGGGGCAGCGCACUAUUAUCUGUUUGGUUUCUACAUCCCCAGGAGGUUCCUGUGCCAGCAACCUCCGUGCACUACCCAGGUGGACUGCUACAUCUCCAGGCCCACCGAGAAGACUGUGAUGCUCAACUUCAUGCUCGGUGUGGCUGCUCUUUCCCUUCUCCUAAACGUGUUGGAUUUCAUCUGCGCCAUCAAGCGGUCGGUUAGGCAGAAGAGCAAGAAGAAGGUGAUGUUGGAGAAGAUUUAUGAGGAAGAGCAGUGUUUCCUUUCAGGCAGAGGAGCCUCCAGACGAAUGGACCCGAAUGCCUCCAUGGCUCAACCGGAUCUAGAGGCAGAGGCUUGUCACGCAGGGAGUUUCCGGAAGAGGCAAGGCAGCAAGGGCUCUGGUGGAGGGGGUGUGCUGGCUUUAGGUCAGGAACCACCCUGCCUGGAGCGCUCCUCUCUUCCACGCUCUCCAGGACCUCCAGGCUGCAACACUAACGGGAACAAUGGCUACUCUUUUUCCCAAGAGGAGGCUCUGGAAAGGAAUGGCAGCGAGGUGGCUCUCUGCCCCCCAGAGCCAGUGGGUACGCCCAGAUCCAUUCGUGUGAGCAAACGCAGUCGACUCAAACCGCCACCUCCACCUAGACGGGACCUUGGGUCUUCCCCUGCGGAGCCAGCAGGGCCCUUCGGGGACGUUUCCACAGCAACAACGAUCUGUACCAGAAAGGUGGGUCAGUAUACGUUGGUUGAGCUGGGUAGCGGGGCAGAGUUACAGACCAGUGAUGAUGGGCAAGAGAAAAGAUCAGAGUGGGUGUGAUGGUUGGAUUGCUUUAUUUCCAGGUUAUUUUGGAACACAAGGAUGGGACGAAAAGAUUUGAGAGCAAUAUGAGAAACAAACAGAGAUAACCCAGGGCUUACACAGUGGCAACAACUGUCGGAGCUGACAUCCUGCCAUGCUCCGCACCUCGUUUUGAAAUGCAGACUGCACUGCCACUCAAGGAGAAUCCAAAACGGAAAUGCGUUCACCAGACACCUUUUAGACUCAUGAGGCAUAAUCACAUUUGCUGUGAUUUCAUCACGCCAUCAGAUCACAUUGCCUUUGAGGAGCAGUAGCUGAGUGAUGCAAAGCGACAAGAAUCCAAAUCCUGAAUGGGACCUCUCUUAACAAAACAAGUAAAGAAUGACAGGACACUCUAGCCUUGAACAAACCUCAGCCUUGAGAAAAUCUAAAAGAGAGCAGUCCACCUGUUUCUUCCCUUGUUGGCUUUUACCCCCUACCUCCCUGGACACACUGUCUAUAAACAAAGACAGGCCUUGACCUGUCCCACAUAUCCAAGCCCACCUACCACCACAUGAUACCACGGUCUCUUUUGUGUUUGGAUCACUGAGGUCAAAGGACAUGGAGUAGUCUCCAGGCCCUGCGCUUGGGGGGACCUUUUGGAAUCAGAGGGUCAAGCCCAAAUGAAAGGCAAUAAUCUGACUAAGGUGGUGUUAUUUAACUCACGGAAUGGAAAAGGAUUCCUCUGUCAGAAGUGAAGGACACUACGAAGUCCCCAGAAAGCAUAGACUCACAAAGCAAUUAUGUUCCCCCAUAGGGGCUCUGUAUUUAUGGAGACGGCUUGUCACUCUAUUUCAGGGCCUCGCGGAGCUUAGGAGGAAUACAAGCCUGAACAUACACUGUGACUAGAAAUAGAGCAGGGCGGAGCGCUGCAAAGGAGCGGAGUGGCCCGUUGCCCUUCAGGAUAUCUCCUCUCCGCUUGCUUUCACCCUUGAUCAAAGCUCAGAUGAAUGUGGUUCAGACACCAGCUCCCACUGUGACACACGUCACAAGACAGUAUAGUUCAAUUAGCUUGUUCCUUUGCUGAAAUGUUUCCAGAUUUUUUUUAGCAGCAGUGUAACCUGUCAGUCUACUUUCGUGAAGUCUCUGGACUACUUUAUACAGGUGAUUGUGAAGAGACUCCCACAGUAAAUCAGUGGCAUCACAGAAAGACUUCCACGCUCUAUAGCUGAGGGGCCAGUCUCUGUGUAAACGGAUAGCUCUUGAUCUUCCUCCUCUUGUGGUCUCUUUGAAGGUGACAACAAAAGCCUCGUAUCUCACCUAUCUACUGAGGGCUGCACCCUGACUGUCAUAAGAGUGACCACAGGGGGUUUUCAUGAGACCACAACAGGUCUAAUGGUGCCGCACCUCCUCCAUACACAGUGUUUA